Messenger RNA from Fusarium mangiferae, 2640 nucleotides. RefSeq lists its product as uncharacterized. The coding region runs from base 1 to 2640 and encodes 879 amino acids. The record is from RefSeq and is a predicted model, not a curated record. The transcript is spliced from 3 exons. Lineage: Eukaryota; Fungi; Ascomycota; Sordariomycetes; Hypocreales; Nectriaceae.
AUGUCUCAAAACCAAGAACUGGUUCCGACUCCCGGGCCCAAUCAAAAAUUUAUUUCCUUGGAAACUGCCAACAUCAAUGCUCUUAUCGAUGCCGGAUCUCAACUGCUAGUCUCUCUCAAAUGUAAAGGCGAAAGCUUUGAUUUCCUCCCUUUGGAUAUCUUUGUGCAUCGUCAGCAUGAUGGACAAUAUCACUGGGGCGACAUCACCUAUAGGUAUCGCCAAGGAGAAGGACUAUGGAUCGAUGGAGACUCCGCACAAAAGCGUGUGGCAGUCGAGCCGCUUGAUAUGGUCCAAAGUUUGGCUGCGGCUAAUCUGAGACCAACUCUUCCAGAAAGCCCCCUGAAUAUUACUCGUGAGUGGCUUGAGGUAGAUGGAGACCUCGGCCUACGCUUCACGAUUCGCAACACUGGCGACAAACAGUUAGAGAUCGGCAGCUUGGGCCUCCCGAUUGAGUUCAACAGUGUUUUCACUGGCAAAACUCAAUCCGAAAUGCAGAAUCAAUGUUGCCUUUCUGACCCUUAUAUCGGCCUCGAUGCUGGACACCUUCGAGUCGCCCCUGUCAAUCCACAAACAGGGUCGUCUUCCGGUUUAGUUGUCACGCCGUUGCAAGGAACAGAAACGCGCUUCGAGGCGUAUCGAAACCUCAAGGAGCCCUCUUUCCCUGAGACUGCUUAUGGGACACAUACGUUUGAAAAUCUGUAUGAGUGGCAAGUUUUGACCAAAGCCUGGGCGGAAAACGAAUGGGCGGCAUCUGGAGAGCAGCCAUGGCAUGAUCCUUCUACCAGAAUACUCUGUGGCGGCGAAUGCCUCCAGGUUGGGGUGCGGUUUUCCGUUUCCAAUGGUGUACGGGGUUUUGACGAUGCUAUCGGGAGAACGGGCAUCCCUUCAGUCGUUGCUGUACCUGGAUACAUCUUGCCCCGAGAUCAACCUGGACAGCUUCUUGUCAGAGCACCUUCGCCGGUUCAGUCAAUGAUCAGCGUCCCAGAAGGUGCUUUGGUAAUUGAGAAGGUACGUGGAGAAACCUAUACGAUUCAUCCAUCCACAUCUCCAUCGAAUUGGGGACGUGUUCGUCUGGAUAUAACCUAUGAAGACGGCAAACUUCAGACUGUACAUUACUUUAUCACCAAACCAACUGUCGAGGCUCUCGAUGACAUGGGUAAAUUUCUCUACAGCAAUGCAUGGUUCACGGAUGAAAACGACGUCUUUAGGCGAGCGCCGUCGAUAAUGAGCUAUGACUAUGAGGAAAAGAAGAUUAUUCUACAAGACACCCGCGUUUGGGUAUCUGGUCUGAGCGACGAAGGAGGGACCGGCGCUUAUGUUGCUGCAGCUCUGAAACAGCUGCUGCAGCCUAAAGCAGAAGAGGUGAGAAAGCUCGAUGAAUUUGUCAACAAGACGUUGUGGGGCAAAAUCCAACUCGAAGACCAUUCGGUAAAGAAGUCUCUUUUCUUUUACGAGCCGCAUGGCACUGAAUUUGACUAUGAUCGAGAUAGUGAUUGGUCAGGCUGGUCAUCAUGGAGUCGCAAGGAUGCAGAUUGCAUCGACCGAGCGUACAAUUACGUUCAUCCCACAGCUGUCUAUUGGGUUAUGUACCGUCUGGCACGUGCCUAUCCGGGGCUGCUCACGCAAGGCUGGGACUGGUAUCUGGGCCAUGCGCAAGCCACAGCAUAUCGAAUGACCGAAGCCGAUGUGACAUGGACUCAGAUGGGUCUCAUGGGCGAGACUGUGUUCGGAAAAGUGAUUGACGACCUCAAUCGCGAAGGUCUUUCUGACAAAGCAGAGCGCCUUGAAAAGAGAAUGAUGAAGCGGACUCUGCACUGGGAUUCAGAGGUGGUUCCUUUCGGCAGCGAAGCUCCCUGGGACUCUACCGGUCAGGAAGGAGUUUACUAUUGGGCCAGACAUUUUGGAUUCAACGCCUUGGCAAAACGUACUGUCAGCAGUAUCCUCGGAUAUAUGCCAACCGUGCCUCACUGGGCUUGGAACGGCAAUGCUCGCCGGUAUUGGGACUUCGAUGUUGCAGGGAAAUUACGCCGCAUAGAGCGUCAGAUUCACAAUUAUGGAUCUUCCCUAAACGCUCAAGUCCUCCUAGACGCCUUCCGUGAUGACCCUGCCGACCUGUAUUCACUCCGCGUUGGAUACGGAGGAGCUACUGCUCCAAUCGCCAAUAUUAACCAGGAGGGCUUUCCUUCUACAGGUUACCACGCGUGGCCAGAUACCAUGAAGUGGGACGGUUCUACCGGAGACUACGGCGGCGCCUUUCUAGGAAUGGCCCUCAAUAGCGGGACGUAUGUUGCAGAUAUCCCUGAAGUAGGUCUUGUUGCCUUUGGUGGCAUCUUGAAACAGUCAAAAGAGAAGGUCGUUGUGGUACCCAAAGAUGCUGUGCGUCAAAGAGUGUACAUCGGAACCCUACGACUGAUGAUCGAGAUUGAUAUGGGCCAAAUCACGGAGUUCCAAUUCAAUGAAGAGUUGAUUACUAUCUUCAUCAAGAAACCUCACAAAGCUCCGGAUCUUGACUCUAUUGUGGUCUGGCUCGAUUCGAGAUCUGAGAAUGAAUGGCAGGUAACGAACUCGGACGCGGAAAAGAGACGAGGAGGUUGGAAGUGUAAGGUUGAUGGAGGCGAGGUGAACAUAGCGCGGAUGUAG